AGAACAAUUCAUCACCAGUGAAGAUGGCGUGACCAAAACUGUGAACGAAGAAUAUACAAUUUGGGAGCAGCAAGAUCAGAUGCUGUUUUCCUGGAUUCUCGCAUCGCUGACUGAAUCUCUUCAUGCUCGCGUAAUCCAAUGUCGUCAUUCACACCAACUUUGGAGCGAACUUCACAUUUUCUUUCGAUCACAUAUUAUCGCACGAGCUCGCCAACUCAAGUCUGAACUCUAUAAUACCAGCAAAGGCGAUCGCUCCAUCACCGAUUAUCUCCUGCGAAUUCAACACAUUGUUGAAAAUCUCACAGCGGUAGGAGAACCUAUCUCCUCUAAGGAUCACAUCAAUGUCAUCCUUGAAGGACUUCCUGAAGAAUACGAAGCACUUGUAUCCUCAGUUUCCUCCAGAAGCAUUCUCGAUCCAGUUACUCUCUCUGAACUUGAAGGAUUAUUGUUAGCCAAGGAACUUCGAGUCAGAAAACAACGUGAAUCUUCUCAGCAAAGCCUGCUCUCAGCUAAUGUUGCUCGCCUGGAAAUCUCCUCUCAAACCGAUGACACUACAGCUCAAAAUUCUACAGAAAACUCCUCUGCGUAUGUGGCUCAAUUCCCUAAUUCCAAUAACAAUGUCUCCUUCAGAGGUAGAGGUCGUGGAGGUUCCUUUAGAGGACGUGGAGGUCGAUCUGGAGGUCGCAGUUCAGUUGUUUGUCAAGUUUGUGGCAAAUCAAAUCACACUGCAUUGGUCUGUUAUCACAGAUUUAAUCCUACAUAUACUGCCUCUGUACCUAGUGCUUUACCUGGUGCUGUAACUGGUACCUCUCAAUCAUCAUAUCCUCAGCAAUUCAAUCCUUAUACCCCACAACCUUCAUAUUUCCCACAGAACCAGAACUGGGGUCAUCCUUCAUCUCAAACACCAAAUGCCUUCUACCAAAUGCCUCAAACUCCUGCUAAUUCUCUACCUCAUUCUUACACACCUCAAACAACCUGGAACCAGCAAUCUCAGCAAUAUGUACCUACUGCUGCUUGGGCCUCUACUAAUUCAUCUAUACUUGGACCUCAUCCACAGUCAGCCAAUUGGUUUCCAGAUUCAGGGGCCACACACCAUGUAACUGCUGAUCCUUUGAAUCUGCAGCAUAGUGAACCUGCCAUCACAACUGAUAAGCUUUUCAUGGGUAACGGACAAGGUUUGGACAUCAAGUCUAUUGGUUUCUCUUCCUUUUCCUCUCCUUACAAUCCAUCUUAUACUCUUUUUCUUAACAAAAUUCUUCAUGUUCCCUCUAUCACCAAAAACUUACUUAGUGUUAGUCAGUUUGCUAAAGAUAACAGAGUCUUCUUUGAAUUUCACCCUCUGGGUGCUGAUGGUCUUUACAAGUUUCAGUCUCUUCCUGCUUUUGGUCUUUGUCAAUCUGCCUCUCCAAACAAGUCUUGUAAUAACAUUCAGUCUUGUAAUAGUUCUAUUUCUUGUAAUCAGUGGCAUUUGAGGCUGGGCCACCCUCAUCUUGAGGCUCUAAAAUCUGUAUUGAAACAUUGUAAUGUUCCUACUAUCAAUAAAAGUGAAUUGGAUUUCUGUUCAUCUUGUUGUCUUGGUAAAGUGCAUAGACUACCAUCCUCUCCCUCUACCACCAUUUUUCAAUCACCAUUUGAACUGAUAUUCACUGACCUUUGGGGACCAGCUCCUGUUUUAUCCUUUGAUGGUUAUUCUUAUUAUAUUUCAUUCAUUGAUGCCUUCACAAGGUACACAUGGAUUUAUUUUCUGAAAAAGAAAUCUGAUGCUCUUAUAGCAUUCCAGAACUUUUAUCAGUAUAUCCUCAACCAGUUUUCUGUCUCAAUAAAAGCUGUCCAGUCUGAUUGGGGAGGAGAAUUCAGGUCUUUCACUAAUUUCUUAAUUGAAAAAGGUAUUACCCACAGAAUCAUAUGUCCUCACACUCACCAUCAAAAUGGUGUAGUUGAGAGAAAACAUAGAACCAUUGUUGAGAAGGGUCUGUCUCUCCUAGCCCAUUCUUCAUUGCCUCACAAGUUCUGGGAUACUGCAUUUGCAACCUCAGUUCACCUUGCAAACAGAACACCUUCCAAAUCAAUAGCCAAUUCCAGUCCAUAUUUCAAACUCUAUGGUUCUAUUCCAGAUUACUCCUUUCUCAGAGUAUUUGGAUGUUCCUGUUUUCCCUUUCUCAGACCCUAUAAUAAGCACAAAAUGGACUUUCACUCUGAAGAAUGUGUGUUUAUAGGGUAUUCCACUCAACACAAAGGUUACAAGUGUCUCUCACCUUCUGGAAGGGUCUACAUCUCUAAAGAUGUAGUCUUCAAUGAGUCAAAAUUUCCCUAUCCCACUCUCUUCAACUCUACUAAUAACCAUUCUCACACUACCUCUCCUCCUCAGUCUGCACCACUCACUAUUUCUCAACCUAAUUCUCAGUCUAAUUCAACCUCAUCCUCCAAUACUCUGUCUUCAUCUCAAACUGAGUCUAGCCAGUCAAUUCCUAUACACACCCCAUUACAGUCUCAAUCUUCUCCAUCAGAAUCCAAUUCACAAGCUAACUUACCAUCACAUUCUUCUUCCAGCUCUUCUGCACCAAUUACAUCCUCAUCAUCCUCUUCCCCUGUCAUUCCACUGACUAACACUCACCCUAUGAAAACUAGAGCCAAAUUUGGAAUUGUCAAACCUAGACUUCAUCCUACUUUGCUGUUAGCCCAUGUUGAGCCCACAUCAGUUAAGCAGGCACUAUCUUCUCCCCAGUGGUUUGCUG
Molecule: messenger RNA, 2735 nt
Organism: Cuscuta epithymum
Lineage: Eukaryota; Viridiplantae; Streptophyta; Magnoliopsida; Solanales; Convolvulaceae
Source: the annotation of a GenBank genome assembly